Drosophila erecta is the source of this 1438-nucleotide messenger RNA. RefSeq lists its product as uncharacterized. NCBI's taxonomy places the organism in Eukaryota, Metazoa, Arthropoda, Insecta, Diptera, Drosophilidae. The coding region runs from base 35 to 1258 and encodes 407 amino acids. The transcript is spliced from 2 exons. The record is from RefSeq and is a predicted model, not a curated record.
UGUCAGAAGUCCGAGGAACCGCACAACGUAAGCAAUGCUACCCAGCUGGCUAACCACGGACUACCUGCAGCCCAGACUAAGGGCUUACUGCAAGGACGAGCAGCUGAAGGUCCUUGGAAUCUGGGCCAAGCCAGCGACGGGGAAAGGAGAGAACUUUGUGGGCGUGAUGACCCGCAUCUAUGUGGACUACCAGCUGGGCGACGGAUCGGUUCAGAAGAAGACCUACAUCGUGAAACAGGCUCUGCCCGAUAACGUUCCUCAGGCGGAGGUCUUCUUCGAGUAUGAGCUGUACACCCGGGAAAUGGACAUGUACGAGUUCGUCCUGCCGAAGCUGAAGGAGCUGCUGCAGCAAGCCGGCCUGGACGGAAAGCUAACAGCAGAUGCCAUCACCGUGGACCGUGGGCACAACACGAUGAUUCUGGAGGAUUUGGCGCCGUGCAAGUUCGUCAAUGCGGACCGGGUGAAGCAGCUGGACAUGGCGCACACCAAGCUGACCCUGGAAAUGCUGGCCAAGUUCCAUGCCGCCGCCAUUGUCCUGCAAGAACGCCACCCGAACCUGCUAACCAAGUGCUUCUACACCCACUUCUUUUCGCGCGACAAGAAGGCGUACUCCGAGGUCUUCGCCGGUUUGUUCCGGGCAUUCUUGAGAUUCAUAGAUGGCCAACCGAAUCUGAAGAAUGCCUAUGGCGACAAACUCCACCAGCUGCGCACCCACAUCAUGGAGUAUGGAGCCCGGGCCUACGACGUGAAUGCAAGUGAUUUGAGCACAUUGAACCAUGGCGACUGCUGGACCACCAACAUCAUGUUCCAGUACGAUGAUGCGGGCAAGCCUCGUUCAGUCGUAGCCAUAGAUUUUCAGUUCAGCAAUUGCACAUCGCCCGCCAUCGACUUGCACUACUUCUUCACCACUUCUCUAAGGGAAGAGGUUAGGGACAAGGAACCGGAGCUCGUCGAGCAUCACUAUAAAGCUUUGAGGGCGAACCUGGAAAGGUUCUCCUACAAGGGUUCCUUUCCCACUCUUCAGGAAUAUGUUCUCCAAUUCGAACGACGCCGAUUCAUGAGUCUUUUGGCCCACUUGUUCAAGCCUUGUAUGAUUUAUAAUGGAUCUGAAGAGACCUCAGACUUCUCGAGUCUGUAUGCGGAGAGCCCAGAUGGACUGCGCUACCAAAAGUCGGUUUAUGCCAGUGAGGCGGUGAUCAGGAGUGCAGCCAAGCUGCUGGCCACUCUGGAUGCCAAGGGGCUUUUGGAUCUGCACUAGCCUGUUUUUGUGUUAUUUAAUAUUAAAACCCUUGUAACUUCCCUUUUCUUAUUAGUAAAUAUUCGUUCAGUCAAGUUCUAAAUGGGCAUCGGAAUUGUGCGUUUAAAUAAAUGAAGAGUCCAAGUGGAUAGAUAGCCGAUACCCAAUAACUUUUAAUAGAGCACUUUAAUAAAUAAGCAU